GGGGCGCGGCGGGCGCGCGCCGCCGCUCCAUGCGGGAGCUGCGGGGCGGGAGCACCGGGCGCCACGUGCCGCCCGCGCCCCACGUGCGCCUUCCGGGCCGCGCCGGUGCGCCGCGCUCAGCGCUCCGGGCGGAAACGCGGAGCGGAAUGGCGGCGGGGCGGGGGGCGGCGGCGCUGCGGCGGGCAUGGCGGGAGCGGCGGGCGGCGCUGCUGGAGCCCCGCUACACGCCGCUGGUGGCCGCCUGCCUCUGCCUGGCCGAGGGCGGCGUCAACCUCUGGGUCAUCCGCAGGGUCCCCUACACCGAGAUCGACUGGCAGGCCUACAUGCAGGAGGUGGAGGGCUUCGCCAACGGCACCCUGGACUACACGCAGCUGCGGGGCGACACCGGGCCGCUCGUCUACCCCGCCGGCUUCGUGUACAUCUUCCUGGGGCUGUACCACGCCACGGGCCGCGGCUCCGACAUCCGCCUGGCGCAGUACCUCUUCGCCGGCCUCUACCUCCUCAACCUGCUGCUCGUCUUCCGCAUCUACUGCCGAACCAGCAAGGUCCCUCCGUAUGUUUUCUUCUUCAUGUGCUGCGCCUCAUACCGCAUCCACUCCAUCUUUGUGCUGCGGCUCUUUAAUGACCCUGUGGCCAUGGCCAUCCUCUUCCUCGCCAUCAACCUCUUCCUGGAGGAGCGCUGGUCCUGGGGCUGCCUCCUCUUCAGCCUGGCUGUGUCCGUGAAGAUGAACAUCCUGCUCUUCGCCCCUGGGCUCCUCUUUCUCCUCCUGCAGCGGUUUGGUCUCCUGGGCUGUAUCCCCAAGCUCUGCAUCUGUGCCCUGCUCCAGGUGGUGCUGGGCCUGCCCUUCCUGCUGGUGAACCCCGUGGGGUACCUGACCCGCUCCUUUGACCUGGGCCGCCAGUUCCAGUUUAAAUGGACGGUGAACUGGCGCUUCCUCCCAGAAGAGGUUUUCCAGAAUCGAGUCUUCCAUGCUGCUCUGCUCCUGGCUCACCUGGCAGGCCUGGGGCUCUUUGCACUGCACCGGUGGCACAGUUCCAAAGAGAGCAUCCUGACUCUGUUGAAGGAUCCUGCCAAAAGGAAACCCGCAUCCCCUCGCUUGACUGUGAACAGGAUUGUCUUCAUCCUCUUCUCCUCCAACUUCCUGGGUGUCUGCUGCAGCCGCUCCCUGCACUACCAGUUCUACGUCUGGUAUUUCCACACUCUGCCCUACUUGCUCUGGUGCACCCCAACCACCAAGCUCGCCCACAUGCCCAAGGUGCUGCUGCUGGGCGUGAUCGAGCUCUGCUGGAACACCUACCCCUCCACAGUCUGCAGCUCCCUCUCCCUGCACGUCUGCCAUGGACUCAUCCUGCUCCAGCUCUGGUACGGCACAGCCCCCACGCCAGUGUCACACACCCCUCCACAGAGCAGGAAACCCACAGCAGUGUCCAAGAAAGCCCAGUGAGAGUGGGGAUGGCUGGCCAGUGGGAACUGGCCUCUGGAGCUGCCCCAUCUGCCUGCUCUUUUCCCACUUGACUCCCAGGCUGCCCACAGCAAUCCCAAGAGGGCCAUGAGCCCUGGAACUGUGCAAAGGGGGCAGGUGUGGGGAAUCCCAAAAGGCAGAACUUCCCAAAUAAAGGGGGCUUUGUGUGCCCUUCCCCAAAA
Passer montanus (Eurasian tree sparrow) is the source of this 1645-nucleotide messenger RNA. RefSeq names its product ALG3 alpha-1,3- mannosyltransferase (gene ALG3). The transcript has 10 exons. Lineage: Eukaryota; Metazoa; Chordata; Aves; Passeriformes; Passeridae. Gene Ontology annotation, molecular function: dol-P-Man:Man(5)GlcNAc(2)-PP-Dol alpha-1,3-mannosyltransferase activity. The coding region runs from base 30 to 1445 and encodes 471 amino acids. The record is from RefSeq and is a predicted model, not a curated record. Gene Ontology annotation, cellular component: endoplasmic reticulum.